Messenger RNA from Oppiella nova, 3830 nucleotides. The record is from the annotation of a GenBank genome assembly. Lineage: Eukaryota; Metazoa; Arthropoda; Arachnida; Sarcoptiformes; Oppiidae.
AUGACAUCGAUUAUCCGAUUCGAGGCCAUCAGUGGUGUGGGAGACAGUCCGCCCUCUUAUUUACUACAAGUGGAUGAGUUCCGGUUCCUCUUGGACUGCGGGUUGGAUGAGAUGUUUUCGGAGACAUAUAUCAAGCAAUUGGCGAAACAUGUGAAACAGAUCGACGCGGUCCUCAUAUCACAUCCAGACGCUCACCAUUUGGGAUGUCUGCCAUAUCUGGUGGGGAAGUGUGGUCUGAACUGCGAGGUGUACGCCACGACACCGGUGUAUCUCAUGGGACAGAUGUUUAUGUAUGACUUGUAUCAGUCGCGACACAACUACGAGAACUUUGAUCUCUUCACUUUGGAUGACGUCGACGCCGCCUUUGAUCGCGUCAUUCAAGUCAAGUACAACCAAACCAUUGCUCUGAAAGGCAAGGGACAGGGGCUUACGAUCACCCCAUUAGCCGCCGGACACAUGAUUGGGGGCACCAUUUGGCGCAUCGUUAAGGACGGCGAGGAAGACAUUGUGUACGCCAUUGACUUCAACCACAAGAAGGAGAGACAUCUGAAUGGAUGCGUUCUCGAGAGCAUAAGCCGGCCGUCGCUUCUCAUAACCGACGCGUUUAACGCGAAUUACGUUCAGGAAAGGCGUCGCAAAAGGGAUGAGCUGUUGAUCACCAGUAUUAUGGCGACCCUUCAGAGCGGCGGCAAUGUGUUGAUCGCUGUGGACACUGCGGGUCGGGUGCUUGAGUUGGCCCACAUGUUGGAGCAGUGGUGGCGGAACCAGGACUCGGGUCUUAUGACCUAUUCGUUAGUACUUCUAAAUAACUUCAGUUAUAAUGUGAUAGAGUUUGCGAAGUCUUUGGUGGAGUGGAUGUCCGACAAACUGAUGCGAUCUUUUGAAGCCCAACGCAAUAAUCCCUUUCAGUUCAAACACUUACAGUUGUGUCACAAGUAUGGAGAUUUGGAGCGCAUUCUUGAGCCCCGAGUUGUUCUCGCGUCUCAACCGGACUUAGAGUGCGGUUACUCUCGAGACUUAUUCUUCAAUUGGUCCACAAAUCCCAAGAACUGUAUUAUUUUGACUCAAAGGUGUUCUGUCGGCACUUUAGCCCAUCAACUGAUGAACAGCCAAAAGGGACGACUCAUCACAUUAGAGAUUAAGCAAAGGGUUCCUCUGAAUGGACUCGAAUUAGAGGAAUAUCGACGACAAGAGAAUCUUAAGAAAAGCAAAAUGAAUGCAACGAAUGAGGCGUCAGGUGUCGGCGAAUCGGACUCUGAUUCCGAUGAGAAUAAUGAGAGCGAAGAGGAGGACGAGGGUAUGGAAGUGGACGACGGCCUGAACAAGAGUCCCGUCUCGAGCGGCAGCUUUGCGGCCAGCAGUGGGACGUCUCACGCAAUGCACGCGCACUCGAGUGUCGUGAAGCACGACCUAAUGAUGCCUAACAAAGAGGGUAAAGUGAAAGGCGGCGGCUUCUUCAAGCAGGCGAAGAAGUCUUACCCCAUGUUUCCGGCGCCCGAACGCAAAAUCAAGUGGGAUGAGUACGGAGAGACCAUCAGACCCGAGGACUACGUCAUCUUCGACGUCGUCGGCGCCAACACCGCACAGACCGGCGAAGAGGAGAACAAAGAGAAUGUUAAGAAAGACGGCGCCGAAGAGGCCACACCUGAGACCCAAGAAGUGCCCACAAAGUGUGUGGUGAAUGUGCAGACGUUUAACAUUCACGCAAACGUCCAGUACAUCGACUUCGAAGGCAGAUCCGACGGCGCGUCCAUUCAAAAGAUCAUUUCAAUGCUAAAACCUCGUCGUCUGAUUCUGGUUCGCGGCUCUGAAGAGGCGACCGAAUCGAUGGCUAAAUAUUGUCGCGAUUUUGUGUCCGACAAGAUAUUUAUCCCGAAGCUGUUUGAGACGGUGGACGCGACCACCGAGAGUCACAUAUAUCAGGUGAAACUGAAGGACUCUUUGGUGAGUUCGCUGUCAUUCGCUGAGGCGAAGGACGGGGCGGAGCUGUCGUGGGUCGAGGCCGAGAUCGAAAUGACGCAAAUCGAGUCACUUCUGCCCCAAAAGGAGUCCGAGAAAGUGGACGACCCUUCCAGAGAAGGCCAACCGAGCGACGAUAGUGCGGCACCGGGUGGUCGGGAACUGCUUCCAACUCUACGCCAACUUCCAGCCAAUCAAAUCCCGUCUCAUCCGACAAUUUUUGUUAAUGAACUCAAACUCUCGGACUUCAAACAAGUUCUCAUGAAAAGCGGAAUUCAGGCCGAAUUCUCCGGGGGUGUCCUCUACUGUAACAAUCAGGUAGAGGUCCGGCGCAGUGAGUUCGGGCGCAUACACCUCGAGGGCACCCUUUCCGAGGACUACUAUAAAAGAUGUGGUUAUACGGGUUGGAUAAGUAUGAAACACACGGACGAUGGGAAGGCGCUUAUGAUGAAAGACGACGGAACUGUUUUCCGUCCCGUCGAUCACAAGGUUUGGUCCACUUCUGUGCGCCUCAAAGACAUGGAUGACACUGGAGUGACUGUUCAGGUGCUGUCAACAGUGCCCGUAAUGUUCAGUUAUUGGGCCAAACCUAAUGACACGGCAUAUUUAUGUCGCUUAUUGAACAAUCAUUUGGCUGGAGUGGUGCGAAGUACUCCCUCCCGGUUCGUCGGUUUGGGAACCAUUCCCUUGCAAUCGACUACUCUUGCGAUCGAAGAGAUGAGAAGAUGUAAAAAUGAUUUAAAGCUAAAUGGAGUCAUAAUUGGGAGUCACGUGAAUGAGUUAGGACUCGACGACCCUAUGUUUGAUCCCAUUUGGAAAACGGCUGAAGAGUUGAAUUUUCCGAUUUUCAUACAUCCCUGGGAUAUGCAAAUGAGCGGUCGGUUCUCCAAAUACUGGUUGCCAUACAUCGUGGGAAUGCCCGCCGAAACCACUGCCGCUGUUUUGGCGAUGAUUUUCAGCGGAGUUUUAGAGAGAUUCCCCAAACUUCGCAUAGCGUUAGCUCACGGCUCAGGGAUGUUGCCGUACAUUAUGGGUCGGGCGGAGCACGGCUUUCACGUAUACCCAGCAGAUUUCAAAGCUAACCCAUUCCCACCCUCUAAAUAUACGACACAAAUAUAUUGCGAUUCCUUGGUUCACAGCGAAGGCGCUCUCAAUCUGGCGCUCAACCACUUCGGAGAAGACUCGAUAUUUCUGGGAAGCGAUUAUCCGUUUCUAUUGGGCGAACACAGACCCGGAUUAAUGAUAGAGAAAAGUAUGCAUUUGAGUGAUGGCUUGAAAAAGAAGCUCUUGAGUGAAAAUGUUUGUAAAUUCCUCGACAUUGAUAUCAAUCGAUAUUCGGCGAACCGCAGUUCGGAAAGGGAUCGCAAAAUGCUCUCGAAAUUCAAAUAUGUAUUCAUGUUUUGCAAUACACUGAUCAUCGGGUCGUCAAUAUUUGGCUUCAUUUGGGGAAACAUUAAUUAUGCCGAGUAUUGGGACGUAAACGGCAGCUUCAUUGGGGGACAGUUGGCCACCAUUUGCGUGGGUUUCAUAAUCUUUGGUUUGAUGGGUCUGUACGCCUCCUAUAAGAACAACUAUCACGUCAUGACCUCAUAUGCGGUGUUUGUGUUGAUGUCUAUUCUGCUACGAGUGGUCACUUGGCUUCUGGCCUUCUUCCACAACUUCCCCCUCAAGACCUGGUAUUACGUUUGUCUCACUUUCGAAAUGCUUAUUCUCGUGUUGGCCGCCCUCGUCAUGCACAACAUCAAACAAAACCACCCUGAACAAUCAUAACUAUUCAUAUUCAAUGUAUAUAUUUUGCCUCAACUAUACUUAUGGUAUUUUAUGACACCAAAUACUAUAUUUAAUUCAUAAUUAUCUUUAUUAUAAAUAUA